This is a messenger RNA of Mollisia scopiformis, 405 nucleotides long. RefSeq lists its product as uncharacterized. The coding region runs from base 97 to 315 and encodes 72 amino acids. The transcript has a single exon. NCBI's taxonomy places the organism in Eukaryota, Fungi, Ascomycota, Leotiomycetes, Helotiales, Mollisiaceae. The record is from RefSeq and is a predicted model, not a curated record.
CGACGGAUCAUCAUCUCUACAUCUGAGGUAUGAAUAUGCUGCGUUAUUAGCAGAAUCGCCCCUUCGAACUCGGCGGCAUAAUUAUCUAUCUGUUAGAUGCUGCUAUUUUUUCCAGCAGCAAUUAUGCAGCAUUCGGAUCUUUUGGCUGCUCCGCAACCCAAAUUAGAUUUGAAUUUACGAUGUCUAAGAUUAUUGCAUUGCCAUGGAAUCCCAGGAUCUUCAGGAAGCAAGCUGGAAGAAAAAUUUCGAGAGGGGUAUCUGGAGGGUCCUAAUAUUUUGAGAAAAUGGAAUCCGUCAUUCAACGUCAUCGCGUAGCACUUUACUUUAGAAAACAACGACAUGCGCUGGAAAAGGAUUAGAGACAAAUGCUAACGGCACCUAGACCGCACAUAAAAUCACAGAACU